Molecule: messenger RNA, 882 nt
Organism: Bipolaris zeicola 26-R-13
Lineage: Eukaryota; Fungi; Ascomycota; Dothideomycetes; Pleosporales; Pleosporaceae
Exons: 1
Coding region: 1-882 (293 amino acids)
Biological process (GO): carbohydrate metabolic process
Molecular function (GO): aldehyde-lyase activity; zinc ion binding
Source: RefSeq, a predicted model, not a curated record
AUGGCACCCGAUCUCUCCCAAAACAAAGCCGUGAAACUUGUUGCACACGCCGCAGCAAACAAAUACGCCAUCUGCGCAACAUGUGUCUACAACGUUGAAGGAAUCCUCGCAUCUGUUCGCGCUGCAGAAGCCAAGCGCGCUCCCCUCAUUAUCCAGCUCUUCCCAUGGGCAGUACAAUACGCAGAUGCCAUUCUUGUCCACGCCGCACGUGAAGCAGCAGACAACGCCAGUGUGCCCAUUGCGCUCCACAUGGACCACGCCCAAACACCCGAGAUUGUAAAGAAGGCAGCAGAUAUCAAGAACGGCUUCGACGGCAUCAUGGUUGACAUGAGCCACUACGACGACAACCUGGAGAAGACCAAAGAACUAGUCGCCUACUGCAACGAGCGCGGCAUCAUCACCGAAGCCGAACCCGGCCGUAUCGACGGCGGCGAAGACGGCGUAGGCGACCUCAGCGAAAUGGGCCUCGAAGCCAUCCUCACCACGCCCGAGCAAGCAGAAGAAUUCGUCGCAACAGGCAUCAACUGGCUGGCCCCCGCCUUCGGCAACGUCCACGGCAAAUACGGCCCGAAAGGCCCACAACUCGACUAUGAGCGCCUCAAGCGCGUCCACGCUCAAGUCGGCGACCGCGUCAGCCUUGUGCUGCACGGCGCGGGCAAAGAAUACUUCCAGGAGAAGCUCCUGCGCGAGUGCAUUGACUGCGGUGUCGCCAAGAUGAAUAUCAACGAUGGUUUCAAUGAUGAUUACCUGGAUGUUAUGAGGGAGCAUGCGGCCAAGACUCCGCUUACGGGCUUGAUUGAGAAGUCGACGAAUGCCAUGCAGAAGAGUAUUGAGCAGUAUAUUGUCUGGAUGGGAGGUGAGGGUAUGGCGGAUAAGAUGUGA